Cherax quadricarinatus is the source of this 1119-nucleotide messenger RNA. RefSeq names its product thiopurine S-methyltransferase. Gene Ontology annotation, molecular function: thiopurine S-methyltransferase activity. Lineage: Eukaryota; Metazoa; Arthropoda; Malacostraca; Decapoda; Parastacidae. The record is from RefSeq and is a predicted model, not a curated record.
CUCCACCGAAAAGAAGAAUAAUGAGACAAACGACAAAUGUCACCAACGAGACAAUUAACGUAGAACUGAUAACUGCGUCACCAGCUGCUCGCCCUUGGGUACUGACUGAGGCAUCUUACCAAGGCAGUCAGCUCAGCCUCCUGGGAGUCAGAGCUCAAUAAGAUGUGCACUCUUGAUGGCUGCCUUUAACAACCCCCAACAAGAACUAAGAUGGACACAGGUGGUCGCCUGGACGUGUGGGUAGAGAGGUGGGCAGAAGGUAGAACAAGAUGGCAUAACAAGGAUGUUAACUUCUCCCUGGUGCACCAUGGUACCUUGUUGCUGGAAUACCCAGGGCGCCGGGUACUGGUGCCCCUCUGUGGCAAGUCUGUCGACCUUAAGUGGUUUUACGAUGAAGGACACACGGUUGUUGGAAUUGAAGCGGUUGAACAGGCAGUAUUGGCAUUUUUUUCUGAACAACACCUCACCUAUACUACAGAACAGUUGACUUGGGGAAAAUUGUUUAAGACACAUGAUGGGAGGCUUAGUGUCUUCUGCUGUGACAUUAUGAAAGUAGAUGCAACACACUUAGGGAAGUUUGAUGCUGUGUGGGACAGAGGAUCUUUAGUUGCUUUGGAUGAAGAAGACUGGAAAGGCUAUGCUGAGAUAAUGAAAUCCAUGCUGGCGUCAGACUUUCGUUACUUGCUGAGCAUUACUCAGUAUACACCUAAUGAGCUCUUCAGUGGACCUCCAAGCAAUGUACCAACUGAAGUGGUGGAACAACUUUUUGGUGAUGUGUGCAGUCUGAAGGUACUAGAGACAGUCAAGUGGCCUGCAGAGGAUGAGCGACUUGCUAAAUGGCACCUGGAUUAUAUGGCUGAAUUGGUGCUUAUUCUUACUCCGAAGAGUUAACCUGUAGUCUAAUGGUGCAAAAACUGUGAAAAUGCAUUUAAGGAUAAACAAGAGAAAGCAAGGAAACUGAGGACCCUGUCAGUGGCUUACCAAUUAGAUUGCUACUGUCCCUCUCAGAAGAGGUUGCAUUUACCCUGCUGUAAUGUAUUUCAGUUUUUUCAUUCCUGAAAUUGUAAUAGAUGUUAUGGGAAUACUGAAAAGUUGUAGUUGAUAAAGACACACACAGCA